AUGCCGAGCGCUGCCGGCCGCGGCCAAGGCCAGGAACGCCGGCCCGAGAGUGAAGAGUCGUCGCCGGCCGAUGAUUAUGCUAAGGAAAGAUAUGGAGUGUCAUCAAUGAUACAAUCCCAAGAGAAACCAGAUAGAGUUUUGUUUCGAAUAAAAGAUUUGACAGCAGAGAAGGCUGAUGAAGUGGUUUGGGUUCGUGGCAGAAUUCAUACGAGCAGAGCUAAAGGGAAGCAGUGUUUCUUAGUCCUGCGUCAGCAGCAGUUUAAUAUCCAGGCUCUUGUGGCUGUGGGACAGCAUGCAAGCAAGCAGAUGGUAAAGUUUGCUGCCAACAUCAACAAAGAGAGCAUUGUGGAUGUAGAAGGUGUUGUGAGGAAAGCAUAUCAGAAAAUUGGAGGCUGUACUCAGCAAGAUGUUGAACUUCACGUUCAAAGGAUCUAUGUCAUCAGUUUAGCUGAACCCCGACUGCCCUUACAGCUGGAUGAUGCUGUUCGACCAGAAGUGGAAGGAGAGGAGGAUGGAAGAGCUACUGUAAACCAGGAUACAAGGCUGGACAAUAGAGUCAUUGAUCUGAGGACCUCUACUAGUCAGGCAAUCUUCUGCCUUCAGUCUGGUAUUUGUCAGCUUUUCCGAGAAACUCUUAUUCGCAAGGGAUUUGUGGAAAUUCAGACUCCCAAAAUCAUUUCAGCUGCCAGUGAAGGAGGAGCCAAUGUGUUUACUGUAUCGUACUUCAAGAGCAGUGCCUACCUGGCUCAGUCCCCACAGCUGUACAAGCAGAUGUGUAUAUGUGCUGACUUUGAAAAGGUUUUCUGCGUUGGGCCAGUAUUUAGAGCUGAGGACUCCAAUACACACAGACACCUGACUGAGUUUGUUGGUCUGGAUAUUGAAAUGGCUUUUAACUAUCACUAUCAUGAAGUGGUAGAUGAGAUUGCAGAUACUUUGGUGCAGAUAUUCAAGGGACUUCAGGAAAGGUUCCAAACUGAAAUUCAGACAGUGAACAAACAGUUCCCCUGUGAGCCAUUUAAGUUUUUGGAGCCAACUCUGAGGCUGGAAUACCGUGAAGCUGUGGCCAUGCUUAGAGAGGCUGGUGUUGAGAUGGGUGAUGAAGAAGAUCUGAGCACACCUAAUGAAAAGCUCCUGGGACGCCUGGUAAAGGAAAAGUAUGACACAGACUUCUAUAUUCUUGACAAAUAUCCUCUUGCUGUGAGGCCAUUCUAUACAAUGCCUGACCCAUUAAACCCUAAAAACUCUAACUCUUAUGAUAUGUUCAUGAGAGGAGAAGAGAUCUUGUCUGGAGCUCAGAGAAUUCAUGAUCCUCAGCUGCUGACAGAAAGAGCCAAGCAUCAUGGCAUUGAUUUGGAGAAAAUAAAGGCUUACAUUGAUUCCUUCCGUUUUGGUGCACCUCCACAUGCAGGUGGUGGAAUAGGGCUGGAAAGAGUAACCAUGCUGUACCUAGGGCUGCAUAACGUUCGUCAGACCUCCAUGUUCCCGCGGGACCCCAAACGACUGACGCCCUGA
Indicator indicator is the source of this 1512-nucleotide messenger RNA. RefSeq names its product aspartyl-tRNA synthetase 1 (gene DARS1). Gene Ontology annotation, cellular component: cytoplasm; aminoacyl-tRNA synthetase multienzyme complex; cytosol. Gene Ontology annotation, molecular function: ATP binding; RNA binding; aspartate-tRNA ligase activity. The record is from RefSeq and is a predicted model, not a curated record. Bases 1 to 1512 code for a protein of 503 amino acids. Gene Ontology annotation, biological process: aspartyl-tRNA aminoacylation. NCBI's taxonomy places the organism in Eukaryota, Metazoa, Chordata, Aves, Piciformes, Indicatoridae. The transcript is spliced from 16 exons.